Parnassius apollo (apollo) is the source of this 603-nucleotide messenger RNA. The record is from the annotation of a GenBank genome assembly. NCBI's taxonomy places the organism in Eukaryota, Metazoa, Arthropoda, Insecta, Lepidoptera, Papilionidae.
AUGGAAUGGGAGACAUACAAGUUAUUAGCACGCAGGGCGAAGGCUAAGAUGCGCAAACAGCGUGCAUGUAUGCAAAGGACUGGAGGUGGUCCUCCAGCAGAUAUCUGCUUGACAGAACUGGAGAAAAAAACAAUAAAUAUAGAGGGGACAUCAACUAUAUAUGGAUUGCCUGGAGCUGUGGAAGCUGGUAUUAUUAUUGUCCCAGGGACCCCACAGCCCAUUGUUGAUGUUCCGGAUCCUCAUGUUAAACAAAACAUAGUCAUGGUUUUGGAUGAUACUCAACUGCCAAAGCCCAAGCAGACGUUGAUUUUAGAUGCAGUAACAGUUGUGAACACUGAAGAAGAGCCCCCGAAGGAAGCGGCUAUGGUGGACACGUUGACACCGACGGCGAGUCACGAUGGGGCGACUGUCGUCACUUCAAUGGCGACGGACGCGUCAUCAAUACCGACAGCAUCUCGCGUUGGUCGAAUUGCGGUAGACGCGUUGAUGAUGCCAGCGGCAAAUAGGGAUCUGGCGACGAUCAGUUGCAGUCGUGAACACAUCGUGGCCUCAACCCCUGAACAGAACGGAGACGGCGAGGUGCGCAACACUCUGCGCCUCUAG